Epinephelus moara (kelp grouper) is the source of this 5217-nucleotide messenger RNA. RefSeq names its product cell division cycle 7 homolog (S. cerevisiae) (gene cdc7). Gene Ontology annotation, cellular component: nucleus. Gene Ontology annotation, biological process: protein phosphorylation; mitotic DNA damage checkpoint signaling. The coding region runs from base 162 to 2027 and encodes 621 amino acids. The record is from RefSeq and is a predicted model, not a curated record. The transcript has 12 exons. Gene Ontology annotation, molecular function: protein serine/threonine kinase activity; ATP binding. NCBI's taxonomy places the organism in Eukaryota, Metazoa, Chordata, Actinopteri, Perciformes, Serranidae.
AAAGCUCCGAAGUCAGAACAACAAACUAUUUCUCACAGCCGCAGACUGAGUUAUAGUGACAUAUUUAAGUGUUAACCGGUGAAACAUUAGCUCAUGACUGUACGGUGGUUUCAGGAAAUGUUCAUUUAAAGAAUUAUUGCACUUAACGACCAACUAAAGCGAUGGAGUUGUCUCCUGUCUGCACUGACGGCAUCAGCACAGAUGGAUGUAACGUUAUUAAAUCUGACAGAGGGCCCCGGAGAAACAAAGUCUCAAGGGAUGUGGAAAUAGAUAUUGACUUGCUCUACAAAGCCGUCCCUCAGCUGGCCAAGGUUUUCCGCAUCAUAGACAAAAUCGGAGAAGGGACGUUCAGUUCGGUGUAUCUGGGUGAGGCUCAGAUGCGGGAUGGGAAAAGAGAGCUGUUUGCCCUGAAGCACCUCAUCCCAACCAGCCAUCCUACACGCAUCGCUGCUGAGCUUCAAUGUCUUACUGUUGCUGGAGGCAGAGAAAGUGUGAUGGGGGUGACUUAUUGCUUCAGGAAGGAGGACCACGUGGUGAUUGUCAUGCCCUAUAUGGAGCAUCAAGCUAUUGUGGACAUUAUUGGCUCACUGAGCUUUGAAGAGGUCCGUCUGUACAUCUAUCACCUGUUGAAGGCUCUGAGACACAUCCACCAGUUUGGUAUCAUUCAUAGAGACAUCAAACCAAACAACUUCCUCUAUAACAGGAGCAGCAAAACGUAUGCGCUGGUGGACUUCGGCCUGGCUCAGGGGACAGCAGACACCCAGAUUGAGCUGCUGAAGGUGGUGAGGCAGAGGACAUCACAGAAAGGUGGCGGGUCCACAGGGAAACAAGACACCACACAGCGGAGUAAACCACAACCUAAACUCCCUCCCAAGACCACCACAGCCUCGACCUCACUACCUCCGAGAACCACAACCUUGCCACCUUCCUCCUCCUCUUCCUCCACCACCACCACAUCUUCCUCGGCCACUCGAAAGGCGCUGGUUAAAAAAGCACGUUCUGUCACCACCACUGCCACCACCACCGUCACCACCUCCACCUCUCGCACAAAGCACACAAAGGAUUUGACAGGACUACGCAAAGUGCCACGGCCUGUGUUUGGAGAGAGGAACCUGAACAGCUGCACUGCAGCUCCAUCCACCGCCAAACAAGCUGCCAUUAAGACCGAGUUGGUAAAGCCGAGCAAAACAGAGGACCCAGCCAGCCGAAGGUACUCUUCAGCCAGCCGGGGCCCGCUUCCUGUCAGGACCCAGAACGCCAGUCAGAAACCUCAGAAGGCCGUGCAGCAGGGCCUCACCUGUAACUGCUACAUGACCGACCGUGUCUGCAACAUCUGCCUGUCCAGGAAGCAGCAGGUGGCUCCCAGGGCUGGAACUCCAGGUUUCAGAGCACCAGAAGUUCUCACAAAGUGUCCCAACCAAGGAACAGCCAUAGACGUGUGGUCAGCUGGUGUGAUCCUGCUCUCACUGCUCAGUGGUCGUUACCCAUUCUUCAAAGCCAGCGAUGACCUGAUCGCCCUCACUCAGAUCAUGACCAUACGAGGCUCCAGAGAGACCAUCCAGGCUACCAAAGCAUUUGGCAAGGCUGUGGUGUGCAGCAGAGAGCUGCCUCAGCAGGACCUCAGGACGCUGUGCGAGACUCUGAGAGGACGAAGGCCAUCACCAGACGAUGAAGUCACACCGCUUCCUGAGGCCAGCAAAGACUCCACCGCCAUCAGUCAUCACAAAAUCCAAGAUGAUACACCCACACACCGUCCCGCUGAAGGAACAUUCAAGCAACACAAACACGAAGCAGGUGAAACUGCUUCAUCUCUACCAAACCACCAGGAACAUUCAGGGAACACAGGAACCCCUCGCCUCAUCAAACAGAGCUCAGAGACGAACUGUAAGGUGGAGGAAGAUGAGCGGGGCUGGGACAGAGUUCCUGAUGAGGCCUACAAGCUGCUGGACCGACUGCUGGACCUGAACCCUGCCACCAGGAUCACAGCUGCUCAGGCCCUGCAGCACCCGCUGUUCAAAGACCUGUGAGACCGCACGCUGUCACGGGACCAGGAGUCUCACGUCAAAACAACUUAAGCUUAUUCUCUGCAGGAAUUAUUGGUUACUUGUGAUCAGUCUCACCAGUGAAGAUGAAAGACAAUUCCAGAUGCACGUGUUUUGUAACAAGCUUAGUCCACUUAGCAUUAAUGCUGCAUUUCAUUUACCCUGGAAGUUGGAGCUGGGAAUGAUGUCACACCCAAGUUGACCGCAUUCAAGUCAGGAAACCAAGAUGUUGUACUAGUUGGUAACGUGUUACGCUGUAUUUUGCGCAUACAAACGCUGUAGCAACAAGUUUACAGACAGAAGUUGGACAGGACUGUGUGUGCGACUGUUUUAAUGUGGCACAAUAAGACAGAAGCGCUAAUAAACAUAUUCAGCAUUCACUACUGUUUAUGCACAGAGUAGCCAUCUUGGAUUUUUAGGUUGGGUUUGGUGAGGCUCUGCUGGCUUUUGGAGUCAGAAAUACAACUUCAUGGAGAAUUUGGAAACUUUUACUUCCAGUGCAACUGUAACGCACCGAAAGCUUCACUCUGUCCAUGAUUUCUGUGGUUUCCUCUUGGAUGCCUGCUGCUUACGUUUUGGCACCUGGCCUUUUCCUUUUUAUAAAGCUCCGACCUCACCUGUGUGCUGUGCCCAGGAACGUCCCCACCACAGCAGCACAGAGUCUGAUAAGUCUGAUGUUUUAAGCAAAGUAGAGAGAAGUUUACAUCCCUGUUUGGUUAAAUUACCUGAACACCACAACUGAUACAUCUCUGUGUGGGGAGAAAACAUUUCCUCUCAAUUUUCUCUCUCCCACUGACCCAUUAAAUGGUUCAUAGAUUUUAAUAUGACUAUCAAUUUAUGACAGGUUUGACUUGCUGGUGCACACACCUGCAGUUCAUGGCAGCUACGGUACAAAGUACUUUCAAAAUGGGCAUUUUAAAGGGCUCUGGAUGUGCACUGUUAACUAUAACGAAGAGACAGGAAGAGUAUUGACUUGAGCCAGACUAUUGGCUUUUGUGUCGAUGGUUGAUCGGUUUUACAGCUGAAGGUACCCGAUUUUCUCUGUGGAGACACGGAAUCGGCAAGUUACAGCUGUACACUGUCUGGUUAUAUUGGUUUUUAUUUUUACACACUGCGUUUUUACUUCAAAGACCAAAAGAGAAGAAUACAAAACGUAAGGGAUCUUGUUAAUGUGGGCUGUCGGCUAUAGUGGUUCCGAACUGGUCCAGAUUUCUCCGUAGUCAUUAGUUCAAGGUCCACACAGUUUGAUAUUUAGCGUCAUACUUUCAUUUGGCCAUGUGGUUGGCUGGUUUGCUGUUUCUAUUAAGCAGCUGUCUGUUAGUCACUCACUCUACAGCAGGAAACAGCACUUUCAAUAAAAGCUUGUGCCAAAAAUUCACUGUGCUUCAAAAUAUAGUGUGUUUUUUACAAACUUGACAUGUUUCAGAGUCACUUGUGGUCCAUUCAGAAUGGACCUGAGACCCACCAGUUGGGAACCACUGAGCCAGAAGGUCAAAAAGGAGAAAAACCUUGUUAAACACUUUGUCAUAGUCUGAACUGGGUCUUGUUGAGAGGGGAUAGUCUGUAUGCUUUACUGUUGUCACUGCUGCCAAAUCAGCAUAUUACUGCCAUAUGAAACGACUAUUUCUAAAGUAUAAAAGGGCUUUUAAUAUAAAGCUGCCUAUGAAUUCCAUCUGUUAUAAAUUGUGUGUGAAUUUAGCUGUAUGAGAAUGUGUCUGUUGCAGAUGUGUUAAUUUAUAACACUCUAAAGUGGAUUUUCUAAUAAAGGGAGAAAAGAAAGCAAAUGGCUGCCAUUUACAGUAUAUGACAUCUGACAUAAUAUGUGGAGUAUAUGAGGUGCCAACUACCUCAGACUGUGUCCUUGAGGCGGCCACAGGUUGGUUUCCAGCCCAUGGCCCUUUGUUGCAUGUCCUCCCACCCCUUCAUGCUAUAACUGUUCUAUCAAAUAAAGGCAAAAAGCUCCAGAAAAUUGACCUCCAGCAUGCACUGGGGUGGUUUGCAGCUAGGUGUGAAACCGUCGUGAUGAGAGUCAGCACCUCCAAAUCUGAAGCCAUAGUUCUCUGCCGGAAACCGGUGGAUUGUCCCCUCCAGGUUGGGAGAGAGUUACUGCCUCAAGCGAGGGAGUAUCUCGGGGUCUUGUUCACAAGUGAGGGUAGAAUGGAGCAUGAGAUGGAUCAGCGGUUUGGUGCGGCCCCUGCAGCGAUGCGGACGCUGCGCCGGACUGUCGUGGUGAAGAGGGAGCUGAGCCGGAAGGCGAAGCUUUUGAUAUGCUGGUCCAUCUACGUCCCAACCCUCACCUGUGGUCAUGAGCUCUGGGUAAUGACUGAAAGAAAGAUUGCGGAUACAAGCGGGGCUCAGCCUUAGAGACAGGGUGAGGAGCUCAGACAUCCAGAGGGAGCUCGGAGUAGAGCCUCUGCUCCUUCAUGUCGAAGAGAGUCAGUUGAGGUGGUUCAGGCAUCUGAUCAGGAUGCCACCCUUUAGAGGUGUUCCGGGCACGUCCCACUGGUAGGAGGCCCCAGGGCAGACCCAGAACACGCUAGAGGGAUUACAUAUCUCGUCUGGCCUGGGAACACCUUGGGGUCCACCAGGAGGAGCUGGAAAGUGUUGCUGGGGAGAGGGACGUCUGGGGUGCUUUGCUUGGCCUGCUGCACCCGGGACCAAGCCUCGGAUAAGCGGAUAAAAAUAGAUGGAUGGAUGGAAUAACAUAUGGAGCAUAUAGUGUACUGAAAAUUAACAUAACAUUAUCAUACAUCAUUACUAAUCAUCACUGUAAUUACUCAUAAAGUUGAUGAGGCUCUCAUUACCCUCUUCUACUAAUAGUUUUGCAAUUAAGGUGUGAAUUUCAUAAAUUCAGGGUUCUCAUGUGUCCUUGAAAGGCCUUUAGAGUUUUUUUUAAAAUACACGAAUAGUCAUGGGUCAUUCAAAGUGCUAUAAUUUUUUAUAUUUUGCCCAUUAAAAGAAAUGCUCUGUCUUGUAUUUUUUUGCUGUGCUGUGUUAGAGAAGGCAAGAGAGAGACAACAUGGUCUGCCAUCACUGUAAAAUGGCACAGUCAAGCUUCUGUCUUCUUAAUUGUGAGUCUUUUUAAAGCCGGCUGGCUUGAUCUGUGUCUCAAACUGUGCCCUGUUGGGUCCUUAAAUUUGUCAAAUCAUCAAAAUUACUCUGGAGGCAUAUUUCA